Messenger RNA from Zophobas morio, 1339 nucleotides. It is a transcript of the gene Rpn7, whose product is annotated as 26S proteasome non-ATPase regulatory subunit 6. The coding region runs from base 75 to 1244 and encodes 389 amino acids. Gene Ontology annotation, biological process: proteasome-mediated ubiquitin-dependent protein catabolic process. Gene Ontology annotation, cellular component: proteasome regulatory particle. The transcript has 5 exons. The record is from RefSeq and is a predicted model, not a curated record. NCBI's taxonomy places the organism in Eukaryota, Metazoa, Arthropoda, Insecta, Coleoptera, Tenebrionidae.
UUGACAUUUGCAAACAGUGAUCGUCAGAGUCAGUGACUUGUGCUUUGUGCUACAAAAUUUGAAAAACCCACAAAAUGCCCAUUGAAAACUUGGAAGACCAAGGGCUGGAGAAAAACCCAGACCUCGAACUAGCCCAUUAUAAAUUUCUGUUAACUUUACCCGAAUAUCGAAAUGACCGCUUCGUGCACCAAAAAAUCACAGAAGCCAUCAAAAAAGACGACAUGGCCCCCUGGUACGAGCUCAUCAUCAAAGACGCCGGCUGGAAAAAAGACGCCAACUUUCUCAAAACCAUCCAGGCCAAGAACGCCGAAGAAAUCAAGAAACUGGACGCCGCGAUUGAAGACGCUGAGAAAAAUCUGGGGGAGAUGGAAGUGCGCGAAGCCUAUUUAAAAAAAGCCGAGUAUUAUAGCAGGAUUGGGGACAAAGAAAACGCUGUCACCACUUUCAGGCAGACGUACGACAAGACGGUGUCUUUGGGGCACCGUCUCGACAUUAUUUUCCACUUGAUUAGGAUUGGGUUGUUCUUCAUGGAUCAUGAUCUCAUUACUAGAAACAUAGAAAAGGCGAAAACUUUGAUCGAGGAAGGUGGCGAUUGGGACAGGCGAAACAGGUUGAAGGUCUAUCAAGGUGCUUAUUGCAUGGCGGUCCGUGAUUUUAAAACUGCCGCGAAUUUGUUUCUGGAUACCGUGAGCACGUUUACGUCUUAUGAGUUGAUGGAUUAUAAAGCGUUCGUGCGCUAUACUGUAUACACCUCAAUUAUCAGCCUCCCUAGGAAUCAACUCAGAGAUAAAGUUGUCAAAGGGUCUGAAAUUUUGGAAGUCCUUCACUCUGAACCCUUUGUCAAAGACUACCUUUUCUCUUUAUACAACUGCCAAUACUCUGAGUUUUUCAAUAACCUAGCUGAAGUGGAGACAAUUCUGCGGAAAGACUACUUCCUGAACCCCCACUAUCGCUACUACAUUCGUGAAAUGAAGAUUUCAGCGUACACGCAGUUACUCGAGUCUUACAGAUCAUUAACUUUGCAAUAUAUGGCUGAAGCGUUCGGCGUGACGGUUGAAUUUAUUGACUCGGAAUUAUCGACUUUUAUUGCCGCCGGAAGAUUGCAUUGUAAAAUUGAUAGAGUUGGUGGAAUUGUGGAAACAAAUCGUCCUGACCUGAAAAAUGCACAGUUUAAUUCAGUCGUGAAACAAGGAGAUCUACUGCUGACGCGCGUGCAGAAACUCUCGAGAGUCAUUAAUAUAUAAAUUAUUUUUCUAUUGUUACGAUAGGAUUAAUUAAUAUGGAACGAUUAAUUAGUGUUUUUUUUUUUAAUAAAUUUCCGUUACGGACGUGUACUUGA